Molecule: messenger RNA, 1445 nt
Organism: Olea europaea var. sylvestris
Lineage: Eukaryota; Viridiplantae; Streptophyta; Magnoliopsida; Lamiales; Oleaceae
Product: ENTH domain-containing protein C794.11c
Exons: 4
Coding region: 273-1241 (322 amino acids)
Biological process (GO): endocytosis
Cellular component (GO): endosome; plasma membrane; clathrin vesicle coat
Molecular function (GO): phospholipid binding; clathrin binding
Source: RefSeq, a predicted model, not a curated record
CCACAUGUUCUUUUAUUCAUUGGAAAGUCCGACUUCCAUGAUGUCACUUACAAACAAUUGUAUACGCUUUUAUCAUCCUUUGAAAUGGUCAUCCUUUCACAAAACCAAGUGGCCAUCGUCCCUUUUUCUUAUGUCAAUAUUUUCAUUUCAUUAAUAGAUACAAAACAGGUGUAAUAUAAUAUAGGGUGGUUUUCUUGUAAAUUAGCCAAGCAGGAUGGGGUAGGGAGGUUCUUUGGUUAAGCCAUACUACUCUUUUCCAAGAAAACAAGAAAAUGUCAAACCUAGGCAGCAUUAGCGACAGUGGAAAUAUGAAGAAUGCACCAAUUUUCAAUGAAUUCAAGAAACAGGCUUCUUUUUUUUUCAAGGAGAAGAUCAGGACUGCCCGUUUGGCCUUGACCGAUGUUACACCAGCACAAUUACUGGCAGAAGAAGCUACAAAUGGAAAUCCAAAAGGGCCAGAUGCUCGUACUCUUAAGAUCAUAUCCAGGGCUGCUUUUGAAGUCGAUGAUUAUUGGAGAAUCGUUGAGACACUGCAUAAAAGAUUGGCAAGAUUUGAUAAAAGAAACUGGAGGGCAUCAUAUAAUGCCGUGAUUUUGCUAGAACACUUGUUGACUCAUGGGCCUGAGAGUGUUGCAGAGGAGUUUCGAACUGAUAGAGAUGUAAUUAGGGAAAUGGAAAGCUUUCAACAUAUAGAUGAAAAAGGAUUUAAUUGGGGUCUGAAUGUGAGGAGGAAAACUGAAAGGGUAUUGAAAUUGCUAGAGAAAGGGCCUCUUUGGAAGGAAGAAAGGAAUAGAGCCAGAAAGAUUUCGAGAGGGAUUGAAGGGUUUGGUAGUUUCAGCUAUAAGACUCCACCAGGCCAAGAAUUUUUGCAGGAAUCAUCAAACAAAGCGUUUGAUAAAUGCAAUUCGCAGUUCAAUGAACAUGGAAAUCGGGAUGAAUUAUUUUCUGUCUCGAAUGAAGAUAACAUGGUCGAAAUAAAACACGAGAAGCCCUUGUACCCAACUAACCCAGCAAUGAAUGACAAUCCUCGAAUAAAUUUGAAAGAAAAUAUGGUCCCCAACCAGGGAGUUGUCAUGGGGGAGUCAAACGAUCAAAACUGGACGUGUGUGGCAGAGUCGAAGCCCCUACUGGACGAGCAGAAACUUGAGCCUCAGAUUAACAUGCCCAUGGAAGAUCAUCCCUUCAAUGAUGCUGAGAUUCAGACAACCCUGAUAUGCCACAACAAGUAUGUUGAAAAUUAGGCCGAAUGGUUUAGUUUAAUUACGAAGGAUCCCAUCUCAGGAUAUGCUCAUAUUUUCAAGUUGUCUUGCUGUUUAAGUAGGCUCCCAUCUCAGGACUUUGAGAUUUAAGUAGUCCUCUCCUCGGACUAUAAACUCGAGAAUUCAAGAACUCAGAAUCUCGAUAACAUAUCGCUUUAUAUUUAGAAUACUAUGUUUUGUUUUCAA